AAGUUUUAUUAAGAUAUAAUUCAAAAACCAUACAAUUCACAGGGUUAUACAACAAUCACCAUAAUCUAAUUUAAAACAUUUUUGUACCCCUCCCUCCAAAGGAAACUAUCCUUUAGCAGAUACUAUCCAUCCCCCAACCCCGAACACACUCCCCAGCCCUAGACAACCACUAACCUACUCUCUCAGGCUACCAAACUUAACACAGGUAAAUUAAUCACAAAUCCCAAAAAUCUACCCGAUUCUGGACCACAGUGUGAAAUUUCGUAGAUCAUUGUCCCCCUUUAGAGAUGUAUAUUGCAGAAACACAAACAUAUUGCAGCUUCAGGUCUGAUCUGCAGUUUACUAGACUCUUAGGCUGUCUGAUCGGGAGUUUAUAGUACGAGAUCCAUAUUAACAAGGGUGGUUAGUUUGGGUUGGUCUUGCUUUUUAUUGUUGCUGAAGUCAACUCCUUUUAGCAGUUUCUGCCGAAGGCAGAAAACAGAGUAACUGAAAAAACUCGCAACCUCAGGUAGCAAUUGUGAAAAGUGCCUGAAAACAAUCUCCUAGAGGGUGUUGAGCCCGCUAGAAAACAUUAGGUGAGCAGUCGCUUUUGUGACUCUUCCAACAGGCUCACCUCUUGAUGAGUGCUGUGCGUGUGGUCACGCGGGAAGCCUCAAGAAUCAGAACUCGGCGUUUCAGCGAGGCAGCAUUUUCUGAAAUUGGUCGGGUCUAGCGCGUUGCCAGGCAGAAGCGUUGCCCCUCGCGGUUGCUCUUACAAGUCGCGUGCGAAGUGACGCAAGCGGCGCGCGGUGACGCGGCGCGCGGCGCGGUGCACGCUGGGAUAUUUAAGUCUUCUCCGCGGCGCGGAGCCGCGAUGUCUCCGGCAGCUGCGGCGGCUGGAAGAGGCGACCGGCGGCGGCUGAUAGCGAGUGUCAGGGACGGUCGGGCCCGGGGCUGGGGCUGCGGAGGGCCGGCAGGGGCGGCACUGCUCGGCCUGUCGCUGCUCGGCCUCGUGCUGUACCUGGUGCCGGCGGCGGCUGCGCUGGCCUGGCUAGCUGUGGGGGCUACCGCGGCCUGGUGGGGACUGAGCCGCGAGCCCCGAAGUUCGCGCGCCUUCUCCUCGCUCGUUCGGAACGCGCGCCGUCAGCGAACACUGCUCGCCUCGCCCCCGGCCAAGUCGGCAGUAAACGGAAAUCUUCUAGAGCCGCGGAGCUUACUCGAAGGACCUGACCCCGCUGAACUGCUCCUCAUGGGCAGUUACCUGGGCAAGCCCGGCCCCCCGCAGCCCGCCUCCACCCCGGAGGCCAGGGACGUGCGGGAGAGGCCCGGCCGCCGCCCACCUGCCCGCACCGCGGCGCCAGCUCUAUCAGCCCAUCCCCACCGCGUUCAUACUCAACCCUCCCUCCCCACUCCUCUUCUCCGACCCUCUAGGAGGCCUUCCCACCGGGAUUGUGGGACUUUAUCACAUCGGUUUGUAAUAACACCUCGAAGAAGAUAUCCAAUCCAGCAGGCCCAAUAUUCCUUGCUGGGGGUACUUCCCACCGUGUGCUGGAAUGGUUGCCACAAGAAGACUGUGCUAUCCGCUCGCAAUUCCAAAAUGGUGUGCAGCCCAGUGACAGUGAGGAUUGCUCCCCCGGAUAGCAAAUUGAUUCGUUCCCCUCUACCAGAGCAGGUUAUCAGCUCAACACUGUCCUCACCAUCAACUAGUGCCCCAGACCCAUGUGCGAAGGAGACUGUGCUGAGUGCCCUCAAAGAGAGGAAGAAAAGGACAGUGGAGGAAGAAGACCAAAUAUUUGCUGAUGGCCAGGAAAAUAAAAGAAGGCGCCACGAUAGCAGUGGGAGUGGACAUUCAGCAUUUGAGCCGCUGGUGGCCAAUGGAGUCCCUGCCUCUUUUGUGCCUAAGCCUGGGUCUCUGAAGAGAGGUCUCAAUUCCCAGAGCUCAGAUGACCACUUAAAUAAGAGAUCGCGCACCUCUUCUCUGAGCUCCUUGACAAGCACGUACACAGGCGGCAUCCCCAGCUCCAGCCGCAAUGCCAUUACCAGUUCUUACAGUUCUACUCGAGGUCUCUCUCAGCUGUGGAAGAGGAGUGGUCCUAGUUCAUCUCCCUUCUCCAGCCCCGCUUCAUCCCGCUCCCAGACGCCAGAGAGGCCAGCAAAGAAAAUAAGAGAAGAGGAACUUUCUCAUCAUUCUAGCUCUUCCACGCCACUGGUAACAGACAGGGAGUCCCAGGGAGAGAAGGUUGCAGAUACAACCACAUGGAAGAAACAGAACUCAUGGAAUUCCCCAUCGACACCUGGCAGCUCAGGGCAGCGGAAACGGAAAGUUCAGCUGCUGCCGUCCCGGCGAGGGGACCAGCUGACCUUGCCUCCACCUCCCCAGCUUGGUUAUUCAAUCACUGCUGAAGACUUAGACUUGGAAAAGAAAGCUUCGUUACAGUGGUUCAACAAGAUCUUGGAGGAUAAGACUGAUACUGCCUCGACCUCUGUCCCUGAGAGCCCACCUACCAGUCAGCCUUCCUUCACUUUUACCCUGCCUGCUGCUGGGACUGCUGUCCCCACAACCUCCCUCCCAGCCCCAAGCACUAACCCACUGUUGGAGAGCUUGAAGAAGAUGCAGAACUCCCCAGGCCUACCAUCCCUCCCUGAAUCUGCUGGCAUGGCAACCACUGUGGCCCAUUCACCUCCGAAGACACCCAGCCCUCUGGCCCCUCUUGGCUCUUCACAGUCAGGGCCUCUUCCGGGCACCUCCUCAGACUCCAAACCUACAGCCACUUUCUUGGGACUGACCCCUGCUUCCCCUGGACCAGUCACUGACACCACCAAGUCAUCUCCGGCCCCUCAGGCUGAGACAUCUGCCAAAUCCCAAGCCCCGUCCGCCCCAUCCCCCACCCCCAAGCAGAACAUUCCUUUUGGAAUGCUGAGCACCCCCACUGCUAACCCUCCUGCCUCUGCAGCUCCUGCUGUGUCUUCAGCAUCUCCCAUGUUCAGUCCCGUUUUCCCACCCCCUCCCAAAAGCGAGAGUGAAGGCCCCUUGCCCUCUAGCCCUUCCAAGGUCACAGCCACAGCAUCCUCCAGCUCAGCCCUCCCCACGACUACCAGCAGCCCAUCCCUCACCUUCAAACCUGUCUUUAGCCCCAUGGGGCCACCUGCAUCUGUGCCCACAAUAACCCCCUUCUCCUUCAAGCAAACAGCUCCUCCAGCCACUACUACGAGCACCCCUCUCUUCACCGGCCAGGCCAGUGCCACUCCUGCAGUGGCUUCUGUGACCACAGCCAGCACCUCCACAGACUCUGCUCUGAAGCCCACGUUCAGCUUCUGUGUGAGCAGCGUGACCAGCACCCCAAGCAGCGUGACUAGCACCACUGCUUCCACCUCCCAGCUCUUCCUCUUUGGGACUCCCCCUGCCUCUGGUGCCAGCUUCACCCCAGCUAUGGGCUCCAUAUUCCAGUUUGGCAAGCCUCCUGCCAUGCCUGCUUCAACAGCAGUCACCACCUUUGGCCCGUCCCUUCCCAGUGCUGCUCAGACAGCCGCCAGCAGCAGCACCAGGUUUAGUGGUUUUGGCAGCACCCUUACAGCCUCCGCCCCGGCCACCACCAGCCAGCCCACACUGACAUUCAGUAGCACCACCACCCCGGCAUUCAACAUUCCCUUUGGCUCAAGUGCCAAGCCCUCCCUCCCAUCAUACCCAGGAGCCAACCCCCAGCCCAGCUUCGGAGCCACUGAUGGGCAGCAGCAGGGGGCUGCCAAGCCAACCCUUGUCCCCACCUUUGGCAGCUCCUUCACAUUUGGAAACUCUGCAGCCUCCGCCCCGACUGCAACGCCAGCGCCAGCCCCAGCCCCAGUCCAGCCGACCUUUGGCAGCACCACACAGUCCGCUUUCGGCGGCCUGAAAGCCACAGCCUCUGGCUUCGGCACCGCUGCCAGCACCCAGCCAGCCUUUGGCAGCACCACAGCCGUUUUCUCCUUUGGUGCAGCCACCACCUCUGGCUUUGGAGCUGCAACCCAGACCACCAGCAGUGGGACCAGUAGCUCUGUGUUUGGCAGCACGACGCCAUCUCCCUUCACAUUUGGGGGAUCGGCAGCCCCAGCGGGCAGUGGAGGCUUUGGCAUCAGUGUGGCUACCCCAGGCACCAGCUCUGCCUCCGGAGCCUUCAGCUUCGGAGCAGGACAGAGUGGGCCUGCUGGCAGCACGACCCCUUUUGGGGGAGGCUUGAGCCAGAACAGCCUGGGCGUGCCCAGCCAGAACACGUCCUUUGCCUUCAAUGUGGCCAGCACGCCGGACAGCAAACCUGUGUUUGGAGGCACCUCCACGCCCACCUUUGGCCAGAACGCCCCUGCUCCUGGGGUGGGCACGUCAGGCAGCAGCCUCUCCUUUGGGGCAUCCUCAACACCCACCCAGGGCUUUGUUGGAGUCGGACCUUUCGGAUCUGCGGCCCCUUCCUUUUCCAUUGGUGCGGGAUCCAAGCCUCCGGGGGCUCGGCAACGGCUACAGGCCCGGAGGCAGCACACUCGCAAGAAGUAGCCCCCGGCCCUUCCCCCCACCCCAUCCCACCCCCACCCACAUCUGGACCUCGGCACCUGCCAGAAGGAGCCUCUCGUCUUCUAGUUCCAUAAAGCAGAGCCACCCCGAACCAGUCUGGCCUCAGCCACCGGGGCAGGAGUGGCGGCUGCAGUGGCCGGUCCCUCUCUUCCAGGAAGCAGAAGCCCCAGGCCUCUGGGGAGAGGGGGAGGCAGGAAGGACGCGGCAGGGCGGAAGCCUGUGACCUUACUUGAACAGUUCCACUGGUGAGGCUGGAGAGAACGAACACACCACCUGUACAUAUCGCCCUCUUCCCUCCCUGACGCUCGUGUAGUGUAUAAGCUUCGUCAGGCGCCUCCCUUCCCGCCGAUUCCCUGAGAGCCACCUCUGCUGGAGGGUGGCAGGUAGAGCCCGCACCACUUGCAUCCCUGAUACGCAUUUGAUGGGAUUGGGGGAAGCAGCUUAUCCCUAUAGCUUUACCUUGCUUGGCUUGGCUAUAAAAAGUGCUUCUCCCCCUCUUGUCCCAUUAGAGGACUCGGUUCCCCCAUUCUUGCUGCUUUGUCCCUCACCGACUCCUUGCAGGAUCGAUUCCUUUUAAAAUGAUCCUGAAUCUAGCUUUGCCUUGGAGACCCCAGUGGGUGCUGCUCCUGCCAGGUUCAAGCCUCUGUUUCAUCUCCAACCCUCUCUGCCAGUUUGGCCCCCAAAAGCUUGGUGGCUCAAGACUGUUAGCCUGGCAGAUCCAGGGGUGACACCUCACUCCGGGAGAGGGAAGAUCUUGGAACAGGCAGGAUGCCCGCCGCCGCUUUCAGCUGCCUCCUCGCUCACCUUCCCCGUUGGCCUCCCUGGGCUUGUCUGCCUCUCCGGGAUCGUAUGUUUAAAGCCUUGUCCUGUGUUCCUUUGUCUGAUGCUCAUGUCUGUUGCUCUUUGAAUCGAGUUUGGAGGAAGAAUUGAAUUGUAUGAGUGGCGGCAUGUUGGUAGUGCCGGACUUAACUGUUUCUCAAGUUUCUGGGGCCUCGCUAAUUGAAUGUGGAAAGUAGCACCGCUUGACGGCUACAAGUGCCGAGUCUUGAAUUUUCAAAUGGUGUUUUGACUUUAAGGGCUGGCAGCCUAGGAGGAUGGGGCCGAGGAGAAGCAAAGGCCUCUUCCCUCUGUUUCUUUCCCCACCUGCCUAACCUGACUGUAGGCUGGGUCACCCGUAGUGUGAGUUAGAAAACCUAAAUUAUAAACCACAUUUUAAGAGUGUAUCUCACUCCCGCCCCUUCCUUUCUUCUUCCUUUGUUCCCAAACCACAUACUCCAGGCCCAAGAGCCUUGCUGCCACGCCCAUCCUCUUUGGGAGAAGUAUGAAUGCGUGUGUCUAAAUUAAAAGAAAAAAAUAUUUAAACAUUUUUUAACAAAAUAAAAAAUUUAUUUUUGUAUUUAAGCUAAAUUGCCUUUUAAAUUCCUUCAAGCUUGGUUCAUUGAGGUGGUUAAGUAUAAAUGCUAUUGACUAGAAAUUAGCUGUAUAGUUAAGUUAUGCCUGUGUGAAGAAGAGGCUCACGUGCUGUCCCAGGCAGCUCUUCCAAGGGACUGGAGCUCCUUCUGGAAACAGAAAAUGUAAUUCUUAUUUUAUAAAUGUGAUGUAGCUGUACUAGUCCCCCUCCCCUUUGUGACUGAGGGUGAACGUCCGCUGGCGCUGGCAGGGGACUGCGCCCCCAGGGAGAGCUCCACUACUCACCGCUGUGUGUGCAGCUGCAGAGGGACCCGAACCUCGAGCCACGGGCGGGGCGGGGCACGGGUCUGGAAGCGAGGCUCCUGCCUAUACCUUCCCGAAGGUAGACCCCUUAGGCUGGCGCGCGCGCGGAGCUCGUUUACCUCGGUUCCACGGGCAGGACCGUUGGUCCAGGAACCCCCCGAAGCAGGCGGCCUGGCGCGGCCUGAGUGUGAGUGUGUGCGUGCGGGUGUGGACGUGCACUGGACAGCGACGGGAGGCUGGGACUUUCCAUCACGACUGAAGACUGAAUCCUGUGAGUCUAGUUGGAAUUUUUAGUAUGAAUGUGAGGUUUUUCUCCUUGCUUAUGUCAUAAGAAUAAAAAACUGUGAUCUAUCGUA
Molecule: messenger RNA, 6588 nt
Organism: Sus scrofa (pig)
Lineage: Eukaryota; Metazoa; Chordata; Mammalia; Artiodactyla; Suidae
Gene: POM121C
Product: POM121 transmembrane nucleoporin C
Biological process (GO): protein import into nucleus; RNA export from nucleus
Cellular component (GO): nuclear pore
Molecular function (GO): structural constituent of nuclear pore
Source: RefSeq, a predicted model, not a curated record